AAACCUGAUUUCGUUUCUCUAGAGUCUAGAGAGAGAGAUUUGAAUUUAAUCGGAAAGAUCUGAAAAAUAAAAUACCAAAGACUCUAGUCUCUCUCCUCUAGUCCUCUUCCCUCGCUGGCUCGCUCUCACUAAAAAUUAGGAUAAUAUAGAAUACCAAAGAAAAAAAAGGAAAACCGUCGAAAUUUCAAAUCUGACAGAAAACCGCUUAGGUUGAUGGAGAUCGUUACAGGUCCGAUCGGUCCGUGUUCAAAGGAGCAUCAAAAGAUCUACCAGGAGUGGUUUAACUACGCCGACUCAGAUGGCGAUGGCCGCAUUACGGGAAACGAUGCAACCAAGUUCUUCGCCAUGUCCAAUUUAUCUCGACCAGAACUCAAGCAGGUGUGGGCCAUUGCGGAUUCCAAACGACAGGGAUUUCUUGGGUUCACAGAAUUCAUUGCUGCAAUGCAGCUAGUUGCUCUGGCACAAGCGGGACAUGAAAUAACGCCGGACCUUCUUAGCAGUGGAAUUAAUUCGGAGAAUUUAAAUCCUCCUGUAAUGGAAGGUUUGGAUGUUUUAAUAGCUAAAAGAAAGCGCUCACCCCAAAAACCUGAGCUUGAUAAUGUAACUAUCCAGCCCCAAUCAUCACCAUCAGCUCAUUGGUUUUCUUCAAAAUCUUCAAAGAAGAUACCUUUAAGCUCAGUUACCUCAAUAAUUGAUGGCUUGAAGAAACUAUACAUUGAAAAGCUAAAGCCUUUGGAGGUCACAUAUCGCUUUAAUGAUUUUGUAUCUCCCUUACUGAUAAGUAGUGAUUUUGAUGCAAGACCUAUGGUGAUGCUUUUGGGUCAGUAUUCUACUGGAAAAACAACAUUCAUAAAACAUUUGCUCAGAAGCAGUUAUCCAGGUGCUCACAUUGGACCAGAGCCCACAACUGACAGAUUUGUUGUUGUUAUGUCGGGGCCUGAUGAAAGGAGUAUUCCAGGGAACACUAUUGCUGUUCAGGCAGAUAUGCCAUUUAGUGGUUUGACGAGUUUUGGAACUGCAUUCUUGUCAAAAUUUCAGUGUUCCCAGAUGCCACAUCCACUUCUAGAGCAUAUAACGUUUGUGGACACACCUGGAGUUUUAUCUGGAGAAAAGCAAAGAACACAGCGGAGCUAUGAUUUUACAGGUGUCACCUCAUGGUUUGCAGCAAAAUGUGACCUCAUUCUUCUUCUGUUUGAUCCUCACAAGCUUGAUAUAAGUGAUGAAUUCAAGCGUGUAAUUGGAUCCUUGCGUGGUCACGAUGACAAAAUACGUGUGGUUCUUAACAAGGCUGACCAAGUUGAUACACAACAAUUGAUGAGAGUUUAUGGGGCACUGAUGUGGUCACUUGGAAAAGUUCUAAAUACUCCUGAGGUUAUGCGUGUUUAUAUUGGUUCAUUCAAUGACAAACCAGUGAAUGAAGCAGCUGUUGGUCCAAUUGGAAAGGAGCUUUUUGAGAAAGAACAAGAUGAUCUUCUUUCUGAUUUGAAAGAUAUUCCAAAGAAGGCUUGUGAUCGCAGAAUAAAUGAAUUUGUAAAACGUGCGAGAGCUGCAAAGAUUCAUGCCUAUGUAAUAAGCCAUCUUAAGAAGGAGAUGCCUGCAAUGAUGGGAAAAGCCAAGGCUCAACAGAGACUUAUUGAUAACCUAGAAGACGAAUUUGCAAAGGUCCAAAGGGAGUUCCAUCUCCCAGCUGGCGAUUUCCCAAAUGUUGAUCACUUCAGAGAGAUCUUGAGUGGUUAUAGCAUUGAUAAGUUCGAGAGGUUGAAACCUAAAAUGAUACAAGCCGUUGAUGAUAUGCUAGGUUAUGAUAUCCCAGAACUCCUCAAGAACUUCAGAAACCCCUAUGACUGAACUUAUUGGUUAAAAUGAGGCAACUGGUAACGUCAUAAAUGAGGGGAGGGGGAGCAUGCUGUUGCGUCAUGUCCAGAUGAAAUGUCUCAUUUUUCUUGUUGUCUGUUUGUUCUAUUAGUAUUUUGAGACAUUUCCAUACAUAAACGUCACUAUAUGCACUCUGGCAAAGCUCAAGGAUCUCUACCUCGAGGCUUGAGGACACCCAACCUUUCUGUGAAUGGCUCCGCCUCUCGGGAGUGGCAGUUAAAAUACAGUAAUUACUCUUAAAUUUAUUGAUUCUCCAAUAAUGUAAGUUGGAAAAAACAGUAAGUAAUUACUCGUAAAUUUUGUAUUUGCAGGAAGGAUUCAAAUAUCUAGAUCUAUCAGAGAUGGUUUUGAUAUCUGUAUUUUAUUUCUGUUUAUUGCAUGGGCGCAAGGGAAUGAUAUUACCAUUUC
Molecule: messenger RNA, 2283 nt
Organism: Nelumbo nucifera (sacred lotus)
Lineage: Eukaryota; Viridiplantae; Streptophyta; Magnoliopsida; Proteales; Nelumbonaceae
Product: EH domain-containing protein 1
Biological process (GO): endocytosis; endosomal transport
Cellular component (GO): cytoplasm; plasma membrane
Molecular function (GO): calcium ion binding; protein binding; GTP binding
Source: RefSeq, a predicted model, not a curated record